AUGGAGAUGGAGGUUGUGGAGUUAAGGAUACAUCUUCACUGCAGGGCCUGUGAGAAGGCGGUGAGGAAAGCUGUGUGCAGGAUCAAAGGGGUGAAAUGCGUGGAAAUAGAUGCAACGUUGAAGAAGAUGACAGUGUUGGGAUACAUGGAUCGGAAAGUUGCCACAAAAGCAAUUCGGAAAACAGGAAGGAGAGCUGAAGCGUGGCUGCACUCAAUUACUUCAGAAGACGACGACCCUCUUCCUCCUCCUCCUCCUCCACCUCCUACAUUUGGAGUCAUCAGACGGUGCAUCAAUCUUCCUACCUGGGGAAUGAGAAAGAGAUCCUCCGCUUUUUCUAAUAAUAAACACAAACACGUCCACGCCCAUAUGCCACGCCAAUCAACUCUCUAG
Ziziphus jujuba (common jujube) is the source of this 390-nucleotide messenger RNA. Its product is annotated as heavy metal-associated isoprenylated plant protein 28-like. Bases 1 to 390 code for a protein of 129 amino acids. The record is from RefSeq and is a predicted model, not a curated record. NCBI's taxonomy places the organism in Eukaryota, Viridiplantae, Streptophyta, Magnoliopsida, Rosales, Rhamnaceae. The transcript has 2 exons. Gene Ontology annotation, molecular function: metal ion binding.